Messenger RNA from Saccostrea echinata, 2248 nucleotides. RefSeq lists its product as uncharacterized. NCBI's taxonomy places the organism in Eukaryota, Metazoa, Mollusca, Bivalvia, Ostreida, Ostreidae. The record is from RefSeq and is a predicted model, not a curated record. The transcript is spliced from 5 exons. Bases 352 to 1434 code for a protein of 360 amino acids.
AGAUUAUUGGUGCAUUAGUGUAAGGUGCCGGGGGUAACACCGCCUCAGUCACGAUUGGGGGCUCACACGACCUUAAAAUAGGAUAUAUAACGCGCGGUGAAUGGGCGAUUUAAACGACAGAUGUUCUUGGGGAGAUGAAAACUCCAGUCACCAGCUGCGAGAAACAAAGAUCACCUCAAAGCAAACAAAGAAACCCCUUCCCCAGGUCUAUCCGGCGAAUAAUGACAAUUCCUCGUGUGGAGGGGUAAAGCGGACGCAAGGCAGACUUGAAUGUCCCUCCAGUGAUAGACAAAGGUCUAAUACAGAAAAUCUCUUGUAAUGUGAACAGAUUUAGGGAACUGGACGUAGGAGAUGUUAUCAGAAAUACUGGCUCUUUUUGUUGUCGUUGCUGCAAUACUAAGGUGUACAGUUGUAGGAGAAUCUGCCUUUAUCUGUACCAAAAAGGAAGCUGGAAAACAGACAGUUGAGCUUCGUUGCCCCACUGGAACCGAAAUACAAAUCAAGGAGGCGGUCUAUGGCAAGAACAAGUGGCGACAGUGUGUUUAUACCGUGGGGGACUGCACAGAGCAUAUAGACAUUUCCGAGGAGUGCUGCGGCCACCAGAACUGUAACAUUACUGUGUGGCGGAUUUAUUCCAUCAAAUGUGAAUACGUCACUUUCUUUCGCGUCAUUUACGAAUGUGUGGAAGAGGGUGACGCAGAGUGUGAAGACGAAGAGGACCCAGAAAAAUACGACCCGGAUAUCCUAGAUAUUACGUCACAUUUCAGAAUACCAUUGACGUCACCUAAACUUCAGACAUCCAAAGCAAUCACGCAGAAUCAAAUUACAUCAACCAAUCGUCUGUCAAAAUCCAUUGGCAGCGAUCCAAUUCCAUCUUCAGCUAUGUCAACUUCAACUGAGGAGGACCAAUCAAAUGGCGGACUAACAGUGAUCGUAUUGUCUGCUGUUGCAAUAGCCAUUUUGUUGGUGUGCAUAAUUAUUGUCGCCUUCUUUCUUAAAAAGUUUAAAUGGCAAGGGGAGAAAGAAUGCAUUUAUAAUAUAUUCGCCGGAUGGUGCAAACGUCAUCCCCCUGACGGAUGUGAAAAUCCAGAUGCUGAGCAGCCCCCUAUGUCACGUGAUGUGACAUCCCACACAAACAAGAACGAUGUAAAUCAACAAAACCGGGAAAACCUACAAAAGCAGAAAGUGGCUACAUCUACCACAAGAACUGUUUCGCGUGAUGUUAAUCAUAAUGAUGAUUGCGUCAGUAGUCAAAAGAACUCUACAGAAGGUUCAAACGAAGAGAACCAUUACGUCAUCUUUGAGAGUAUUAAAGGAGAAAAGUAUAGUAACCCAGUGCUCCAGUCUCUGACUGCCGGACGUGUAGUCCUAGACCAAAAGGCUUAUAACGCCACCCCUGUGGUCUCAGAGGGGCCGGGUACCACUGCAGUGUAAAUAUUUAAUCAUAACUGUGUAAAGCACAUAAAUAAUUCUACCUCUGUGAAGACCUUUAUAGUCUUGGUAUCCACAAUAUGUUCACGGGAUAAGCUUUAUACCAGCUAUAUAUUCCAACACUGCCAACCAAUAUGUACACUGUACUAUUUUAUAAUCCUAUCCAUUAUAUAUUUCUGUAUCAUUGAAGAUGUGAUCAAAGUUUUACACUUUAUAAUCAGCGUGUACUUCUUUAAUUGGACAUUUUCUCAAAGAAAAAGUUGCUGGGUCAUAUCAUAAGAACGUAAUACUAGUACCGUUUAAAAGGAAUUGAAAAUUUUGCCCCCCCCCCUCCCCCUUCAGAAAAAUAUAAUAUCCCAGGGAAAAAUUAAGAAACAACUUUGAUCGGGACUUUUAUCAUGUUCAAUCAUGCAGAACUUUCAAGCUAACCGACUUUGUUUGAAAGAAAGACUGAUAGUAAUUAGAAUGAAUGAUGUUUAAUGAUGCAUGAAAUUAGGAUGAAUGACCAAAGGAGUGUACGAAAUUCAGUGAUAGAUUGAGCUUUGUAGUUAGAUUUGAAACACGCUAAAAUUUUUUUUACGAAUAUACAGCCAUAAUUCUACAAUAUUUCGGAAUAUUAGUCAAUAAAUGAUUAAAAUACUUGCAAAGAAAGAUGUUGAGGAGAUUAUAAUCAAAGAAUGCCAUAUGUUGUGUAAACACAGGACUAUACGACAUUUUGCUUUGCUUAAUAUUUAAGAUGACAAAAAUCUAUAGAUGAUUUGUCACUUUUGUGUCUCUCUACAAAUGAUUUGUAAAUAAUUUUAUGCAUAAUUUUUUC